AUGAAGAUCAGUCAGCUCUAUCUUUAUCCGAUUAAAUCCCUCCGACCAGCCUCUCUCGAUGCGGCCGUCCUUACUUCCGUAGGUCUACAAUUCGAUCGUCGAUUUAUGCUUCUGAAGGUUGAAGCAGGCAAAGAUGGCCCUGAAGCGACACUGAAGAACAUGCACAUUCCACAUUUCCCGGAAAUGGGACUUUUCCAGACUGCGGUAGAAUUCCCCACUACCAAACAUGACACCGGGAAAGUCAUUGUGACAUACAAUCCUCCAACGCCUCAAGAAGUCUCAGAUCCAAAGCCACGCGAGCCCAAGUACCUAGAGAUUCCACUGCGCCCGAUGUCGGUUAAGGGUAAAAAGAAACUCCAGGUCAUGAUGCACAAGAGCCCAACGACUGGAUAUGAUAUGGGUGCCGAAUAUAACGAUUGGUUCAGCGAAUGCUUCGGAUUUCCAGUCAUCCUAGCGUACCUGGGAAGUAACUCGAGAAAAGUCCUGGGUACAAUGGCGCCGGAAAAACGAAAUAAAACGCCCUGGCGGACGAUCUGGUACGAAGCCGUGGCGCACAUUUGGCGCAAAAUUGUCCCAUUGCUCCUUAUCUGGCUCUUCAUCCUCAUCUGGGCGAUCAAUAUUCCCAUCGGCAUGAUGGCGAAUGAUGAUUUGACUCCUCAAGUGGCUUUACCGGCUGCCGCCCUCAUUAUCACCAGCUGGGUAUGGGGCACACAUUGCCUGCUCGUUAGAAUCCGCCAAACACGUAUCAGCUUUGCCGACUGCGCCCCGUUUCUAGUUAUCUCCCAGGCUUCGAUCGAUGAUGUCUCUGCCCGACUCCCGGAGGGAGAGGAAAUGGAUCAUACUAAGUUCCGGCCCAACAUUGUUGUGUCAGGUGCUGAUUCAGCUUUUGAAGAAGACUUUUGGACUGAGCUUGUCGUAGGGCCUACAAAGGCUCGUCUAUUGCUGACGGGGAACUGUGUAAGAUGUCAGAGUCUGAAUGUCGAUUAUGAGACCGGAAGCAUGGCUGAGGGUGAAACCGGCAUGGUGCUGAAGAAGUUGAUGAAAGAUCGGCGGGUGGAUCGAGGGGCUAAGUUCAGCCCUGUUUUUGGCCGGUAUUCGUUCCUGCAUUGGACGGGUCACGGGGAUAUAAUUCGGGUAGGCGAUGAGGUUGGGGUGGUGGCGCGUAGUAAUGAGCGGACUGUUACCGGUAUGGAGUCUGACUUCUUUGCUGUUUGGGUUUAG
This is a messenger RNA of Penicillium longicatenatum, 1221 nucleotides long. RefSeq names its product MOSC domain protein. Gene Ontology annotation, molecular function: catalytic activity; molybdenum ion binding; pyridoxal phosphate binding. The transcript is spliced from 2 exons. Lineage: Eukaryota; Fungi; Ascomycota; Eurotiomycetes; Eurotiales; Aspergillaceae. The record is from RefSeq and is a predicted model, not a curated record. Bases 1 to 1221 code for a protein of 406 amino acids.